CCCCACCAGGUGUGGCCUCCUGCAUUCCCAGGACCAGAGGCAGCUGUGGAGGGAGAAGGGGGGGUGGACAAAGGAGGGACGCAAAGGGACGCGAUCCUGCUGCACCCGAGGAUUGGCCAGGCUGCGCCCUCUCAUUCGGCACCUGACUGGGAGGUGCUCACAGCGACAGUGACCUCGGCCACCGCCCUGAGCUCUGCCAGUCCCAACCAGGAGGUCCAAGUCAUGAGGGGGCCGCCCCGUGGGCCACCAGAGCCCCCUCAGAGGCAGAGGUGAGGUGGGGAGGGCCGCUGGCUGCACAGGCGCUAUGGACAAGUUCCGGAUGAUCUUCCAGUUCCUGCAGUCCAACCAGGAGUCCUUCAUGAACGGCAUCUGCGGCAUCAUGGCGCUGGCCAGCGCCCAAAUGUACUCAGCCUUCGACUUCAACUGCCCCUGCUUGCCGGGCUACAACGCAGCCUACAGCGUGGGCAUCCUGCUGGCGCCGCCGCUGGUGCUCUUCCUGCUCGGCCUGGUCCUGAACAACAACGUGUCCAUGCUGGCCGAGGAAUGGAAGCGGCCCCUGGGCCGCCGGGCCAAGGACCCCGCCGUCCUGCGCUACAUGUUCUGCUCCAUGGCGCAGCGGGCCCUCAUCGCCCCCGUGGUCUGGGUGGCCGUCACCCUGCUGGAUGGCAAGUGCUUCCUCUGCGCCUUCUGCACCGCUGUACCUGUGGCUGCCCUGGGCAACGGCAGCCUGGCGCCCGCUCUGCCUGCUCCUGAGCUCGCCCGCCUGCUGGCCCGGGUUCCCUGCCCCGAGAUCUAUGAUGGUGACUGGCUGCUGGCCCGAGAGGUGGCUGUGCGCUACCUACGCUGCAUCUCCCAGGCGCUGGGCUGGUCCUUCGUGCUGCUGACCACGCUGCUGGCCUUCGUGGUACGCUCGGUGCGGCCCUGCUUCACGCAGGCCGCUUUCCUCAAAAGCAAGUACUGGUCCCACUACAUUGAUAUCGAGCGCAAGCUCUUCGAUGAGACCUGCACGGAGCACGCCAAGGCCUUCGCCAAGGUCUGCAUCCAGCAGUUCUUCGAGGCUGUGAGCCAUGACCUGGAGCUGGGCCACGCCCACGGGGCGCUGGCCACUGCCACCGCGGCCUCCGCUGCCCACAGCCCCACCGAUGGCGCCGCAGAGGAGAGGGACAAGCUUCGCGGUAUCACGGACCAAGGCACCAUGAACAGGCUGCUCAUGAGCUGGCACAAGUGCAGACCUCCUCUGCACCUGGGCCAGGAGCAGCCGCUGCUGAGCAAUGGCUGGGCAGGGGCCGGGCCCCGGGCCCCACGCAGGGAGGUGGCCACCUACCUCAGCAGAGUGUAGAUCCUCAAGCCACACAGGAGAACGAAGGCACUGGUGCUGGCAGGGGCCAGGGUGGCUCCCCGUACCCAAGCUCCCAGCUGCCCCUGUGAGAAGGGAGCCUUGGAGAUGGCGGGCACCUCAUCCUCACUGUGACACCGCCCUGCAGGCCCUGGGCAGCUGGCCCCUGAGCAGUAUUAGAAGGGUGGGAAGCUUGGAGGGACAGGACAGAGGGCCAGCACCUGGCCUCCCCUCCCAGAGGGCUGGUUUAAUCCCUGGCUCUCUCUCCUCUCAGGCCUCCCAGGCUUGGUGCCCCAGACUUGCUCCUGCCUGGCACUGUUUUUCUUAAUUUGUUCUUGUUACUGGCGAUUGAACCC
Molecule: messenger RNA, 1692 nt
Organism: Chinchilla lanigera (long-tailed chinchilla)
Lineage: Eukaryota; Metazoa; Chordata; Mammalia; Rodentia; Chinchillidae
Gene: Calhm1
Product: calcium homeostasis modulator 1
Exons: 2
Coding region: 305-1339 (344 amino acids)
Molecular function (GO): monoatomic cation channel activity
Source: RefSeq, a predicted model, not a curated record